Messenger RNA from Oryzias latipes (Japanese medaka), 4197 nucleotides. RefSeq names its product zinc finger protein ZXDC. Gene Ontology annotation, molecular function: transcription coregulator activity. Gene Ontology annotation, biological process: regulation of transcription by RNA polymerase II. The record is from RefSeq and is a predicted model, not a curated record. NCBI's taxonomy places the organism in Eukaryota, Metazoa, Chordata, Actinopteri, Beloniformes, Adrianichthyidae. Gene Ontology annotation, cellular component: nucleus.
GGUUUGGCAGACGCGCAGCUACAGGGAUACCAAGAUGGAAAUGCAGGGGCUUUCUGAUGCCCUAAACCUCCACUCUCAACAUGGCGCCGUACACAGAGCCACUGUUACCACGCUCCAAACAGCCUCGGGGUCAAUUUCGCCUUUUAUUUUCGCCGAAAAUGAAGCGGACAGACUACAACUGUCGUGUCGGCCUCAGAGUGACAACAACAACAACUCUACCAGGCCGAAGAUGCUUCGCCUGGCGGCGGAAAGUGGCAGCGAUGUCUUUUGCUGGCCUGUCAAAAAACCUGCCGUCGGCGCGAAUUCGGUAAACUACAGAGCCGAUCUGGAGCUCCACAGCAUCAUUUCUGAAAAAGAAGCCGAGCUUCAGACGCUGCUUGGGACGCACGAAGCCGCCUGGAAGUACGAGGAGAGCGCGGAUAGCGCCAUGCAAAUGGCGCUGCCUCUUUUCGAGGGGGAAGAGGAAGCGAUGUCUCCUCGGCAGAGGCUGCCUGGAGACGCUCGAGGGGACAGCGAGGGCGGCACGGAUAAAACCGGACAGGAGCUAUUCGUCGUGUUUAACGUCGUCAAAGAACACGGAGCCGCCAAGCACCAGUUGGGCGAAAGCGGAAGUAAGAGCAAAUGCAGAAACGGUGGCAUUAAACCUGAUGACGGUGGCUCCAUGGAGGUCGCUCUGAUUGAUAACGUUGCCUUCCCUGAAUGUCAUGACAGCCUGAGUUGCCUUGAUACUGAGCGGGCUUUCAGUGUAAACGAACAGACUGACACGAACAAACAGGUCCAAGAUGCUUUGUUGACAAACAAAUAUGGCGACAAGGUUUGUGGCCAUCUCUUCCCGGAGAACAGUGAAGCUGACAAGGAGCUAUCCCAGCAGCACAACAGCGAAGAGGGCAUCGCUUUGGUUUCUGAAGUGGUGGGAGUGAUGGAGGCCAUGGAAACAUCUGGGUUUGUACCAGAGACUGGGGGGCUGAAGGCCUCCACAAACGCCGUCACAUUCUCCACCAACACGCCCAAUACUGAGACGUUUACUGGAACCAUAACAGUAAACAACCAGAGCAUCAUAGUGACUGUGGAGAACGGCCUCUUGACCCUCACGACUCCACCAAACGGACAGGGACUGAAAGAUGACGGCAUGGUCAGCCUAAAGGAGCACUUAGGCAUGAAGGAGCACGAAGAUAUCGUUCUUCUGAACUAUGACAGUGGUGCCAAGUCCAUCGGGAAGAUCAGUACGCUGGCGGGUUCCAGCACCAACCAGCAGGAAGGACACUGCUCUGGUCUGUCUGUCAGCGAUUCAGAACUGGCCUUAGUGGAUGAUUGCUCUCUACCAGAACUCAGCACCUCACUAGACUCCUGUCCUUUAGUGAAACAGGAAACAGGAGCUCUGUGUGUGGUAACAGAGGCAGGCCUGCUCUCCUCUUCACUUAAAGCCACUAUGAUCAAAAGGCACAAGGACUCCCACUCUGUUCCACUGAGCAGGUCCAAAAAAGACACUGUGGCCACCUUUGAAUGUCCUGAACCGGGCUGCUCCUGUACGUUUGACUCUCGCCAGAAGCUUAAGGUUCACCUCCUGAACCACGCGGAGGACCCCCGGCCUUAUCAGUGCACGGUGGAGGGCUGCAAGUGGGCUUUUGCCACUUCGUAUAAGCUGAAGCGCCACCUUCAGUCCCACGAUAAGCAGCGGCCUCACAUGUGCCAGUUUGAAGGCUGUGGUAAGCGCUUCACCACGGUUUACAAUCUGAAAGCGCAUGUCAAAGUGCACGAGCAGGACAACGCCUUCAUCUGUGAGAUUUGCAGCGAAAGGUUUCGAACUUCGACCAGGCUCAACAACCAUCAGAGGGUCCAUUUUGAGCCACAGAGGCCCCACAAGUGUGAAUAUCCAGCCUGCGAGAAAACCUUCAUCACCUUCAGUGCCCUGUUUUCGCACAAUCGCACCCACUUCAAAGAAACGGGCAACUUCACAUGUACGUACCCGGGGUGCGAUAAGACGUACGACAAAGCCUGUCGUCUCAAAAUACACAUGAGGAGUCACACGGGCGAAAGGCCGUUUCUGUGCGACUCUGAGGGCUGUGGUUGGUCCUUCACCAGCAUGUCUAAGUUGCUUCGUCAUAAGCGGAAGCACGACGACGACCGUCGCUUUGUCUGUACAGAGGAGGGGUGUGGGAAGUCGUUCACCAGGGCUGAGCACCUCAAGGGCCACAGCAUCACCCACCUGGGUACCAAGCCUUUUCAGUGCCACACAGAAGGUUGUAACGCCAAAUUCUCAGCGAGAAGCAGUUUGUACAUUCACUCCAAGAAGCAUAAGCAGGACGCCAGCAGCCUGAAGACGCGUUGUCCCGUGGCCAACUGCUCCAAGUUCUUUUCUGCCCGCAGCAGCCUGAAGAGCCACAUGCUCAAACACCACCAACUCAGGCCAGAUGUUUUUAGCCAUAUGGAGACCACGCCCAGCCUGACCCCGAGCAGUGAGCUGGUCAGCUCCAACCUGACGCCAGUCGCAGCGCCGGGCGCUGCCGGAGGCGACCAGCUCCCAAGCCUGGACCUUAGCUCCUUGUUGUCAGCCGUGCCUGGAGACCCGGCUCCCACUGCCGGGAUCGGAGUGGGAAUUCCCGUGGCAGGGAGCAGCUCUAAUGUCCCUUUUACAAUGGACCUUUCUCUGGUCAGCUCAGGCAUCCUCACCAUUGACCCGUCCUCAGUUGGCACCACACUUGUUGCCAGCUCUAACACCACAAUGGCCAAAGCCUUGGACCCGCUCAUUAUGGCACCCAACGCUGACAUCGUCCCUCAUCACGGGUUGGAGGGAACAGGAGACGUUCUGCCCCCACAAGGCACCCUCAACCUGGAUGACGUGCAGACAGUCACCCCAGAGGCCCUGGGAUCUCUGACGAUGCAUGGGUCUGGGGUCAGUGUGGACCCCUCCAUGCAGCACCCGCUGGGCUCCUCCAGCAGCCUUAGUGUGGAGCCAUCCUCUCUGGCUGUGGCCCCCGUUGCCGAGCUGCUGGCAUCACCCCCAAAGGUUGUGGAGGUCGGUGGCCAAGAAGGGUCUGGACCUUUGCUGGGGUGUGUGGAGGUGCUGGGCCCUCAAGAGGGGGGGAAGGUCCUCACCCACUUUGUUUUUCCAAGUCAAAGCAGCAGCUUCAGCCAGCAGAGAGACCUGGAACUUAGCGCAGUUUCUCCAAGCAGCUUCCUGGAGAGUGGAGGUUCAGCCAGGACUGAUUACAGAGCCAUUCAGCUGGCCAAGAAGAAGAAGCAAAGAGGCUCCUGUGCCACUUCAGGGGCAUCAGGCGCAUGCCAGAGAAAAGCUAAAGGUUCAAAGGUUUCUUCAGCACCGGCGCCACUAACCUCUUCCAGCGGGCGGUGUGGAGACGGAGCUGUGACGGUUAGCGGGGGCCUGACACUGAGAGACCCGGUCACAGGUGCUCAGUAUGUUCAGAUUCAGCUGCUGCAGGAUGACCCGGCUGCCGACGGUGACCUGGCUUUCCAGCUGAGCUCACAGCCCUCCAGCUCUCAUUCUCAGCUCACCGUUGACCUGCCUGUCAACAUCUUACAGGAACCAUCAGGGAUGACUGAGGACCACGGCGGCUCUGACAGUUCUCAAUUCACAGGAAGCACCAUCAAUCUACAGGACUUGGAGUGACCACAGGACCAGCUGCAGCCUUAAAAAAAACUAAUUUCCCCUGACCAACAAACCCUGAGAGGGGGGUGUGCAUCCUCCUGGUCCAGAACCUCAAAAGCCUUCUUGAAUCAUGCUUGCUGUAUGUUUGUGUUUUUUUAAGGGGUACGACUUAAGUCCACACGCGCUGCACCUUAACUUGAAAUGGUUCAGUGAAAAAUUCUAGUUUUUACCCAAAUCCGACCCGAUAGGCUUCUUGUGUGUCUCAUUGAUCCGUCCUGUCACAGACAGUCGUUUGUUCCACGGUGCCAUGCUACUGCUCAUGCAUGCAGUCCACACUCGAGUUGCCUUACACACGCUUCCUGCUGCUCACGUACAGACUUUCUUUUUUUUUUCCAUUCAUACUUUUAUCAACUUGAUUUAUUUUUUUAUUACCCAGAAAUCUGUGUUAACAUCAUUAAGUGUUUUUUUUUUUGUACAGUAUGGUAAGAGAUGUUCUGAUCCUCAUUUUGGUAUUUUAUUUAUAUUUGAGUUUACAGAAUGGCAGAGCCGAGUGCAGAUUGGUUCAAGAAUUAAAGCACAAUAAAACAGAA